AUGACUAAUGACGAGAGUUUUUUAAAUGAAAGCAAUGAUGAAGAUAUAAUUGAAAUUCUAGCCUUGAGCCGUGAAAGGAAAAAGCAAAACACACAUGGUGAAAGUUCAAGGAAAUCACGAAGAUAUAUUGAUUGGGACACACUAGAAGGGCAUAAUCGCUUAUUCAAAGAUUAUUUUGCAACUCUACUGAAAAUCACUACAGCAUUGCGAAUAUUGUCUUAUGGGGUAACAGCAGAUUUCAUGGAUGAGUACAUACGUAUUGGAGAAACCACAGCUAUAAAAAGUCUAAGGUAUUUUGUUCAAUCAGUCAUUGAUAUUUUUGGUCUUGUCUAUCUACGAAAACCAAACUCAGAGGAUAUUACAAGAUUACUUAAAAUUGGUGAAGUUCGUGGCUUUCCAGGAAUGUUGGGUAGCAUAGAUUGUAUGCAUUGGAGGUGGAAAAAUUGUCCAACCGCAUGGAAAGGGUCAGAUAAUGAUAUUAAUGUUCUAGAACGAUCUAAUGUGUUUUGCGAAAUAACAAGUGGGGAGAGCUAUCAUGUUAACUACUAUAUAAAUGGUCACAACUAUAAUAUGGGGUAUUAUCUGGCUGAUGGUAUAUAUCCUCCAUGGGCAAUAUUCGUCAAAUUAAUUCCUUUACCUAUGAAUCAAAAGACCAAACAUUUUACUGUUGCUCAAGAAUCUGCAAGAAAAGAUGUUGAACGUAAAUUUGGUGUGCUCCAAGCUAGAUUUGCAAUUGUCCGUGGUCCAACAAGAUAUUUUGAUCGUGAAACACUCAAUAAGAUCAUGUUGGCAUGUAUUAUUAUGCACAAUAUGAUCGUGGAGGAUGAACGUGAACUUCAUCCACAACCAGAUAUAUUUGAAUAUGAACAAGUCUCUGAAAGUCCUCCCAUUCCAAUCGUAUCACGCACUCAAACUCCAAAACUUAUGAAUUUUAUUCAAUCACUCCUCAAAAUUAGAGAUAGAGUAAUGCAUAGUCAAAUUCAAAAAGAUCUAGUUGAGCAUCUAUGGAAUGCAUACAGUAUGUCAUAA
This is a messenger RNA of Impatiens glandulifera, 1029 nucleotides long. RefSeq lists its product as uncharacterized. Lineage: Eukaryota; Viridiplantae; Streptophyta; Magnoliopsida; Ericales; Balsaminaceae. The coding region runs from base 1 to 1029 and encodes 342 amino acids. The transcript is spliced from 3 exons. The record is from RefSeq and is a predicted model, not a curated record.